Messenger RNA from Fusarium venenatum, 693 nucleotides. RefSeq lists its product as uncharacterized. The record is from RefSeq and is a predicted model, not a curated record. Lineage: Eukaryota; Fungi; Ascomycota; Sordariomycetes; Hypocreales; Nectriaceae.
AUGGCUACACGCUCCUUAUUUAUUCUGUCUGCACUUGCUGGCCUCACUACAGCUGGGCCAUGCAAGCCUGGAAGCUCGUCAUCGGUUUUCCCGGACGAUGUCGCCACCAUCAAUACCUUGACCGGAACAAUCUCACUCUCAACUACAAAGGCCUCGGCACCUACCGUGGCUACCACUGAUGAGACUUUGCUUGGCUCAGACACGACUGCACUCAUCUCUUACUCCAUGGAUGUAACUUCAACCACGUCACUGGCUACCGAGUUUUCUUCAGAUACUACUACUGACACAACGGAGACCACCGGCGCAGAUCCUACUGCUGAUCCUACCACCGACACAACUCUGACAACGCUAUGGACAUCUCUAGCCUCGACAGAAACCACUACUGAGCCAGCAACGACGACAUCAGAAGCUUCGGUACCAGAGCUCACGUGCCCCGAUGCGAGAGGCAUGUGCUUUGGUACCAUUGAGAUCAAAUGCAACUACGCGGCCUUCGGAGACUUCAGACAGCUUGAAGGUGUUUCGACGCUUCGCCGGUGCGUUGUAGCGUGCCAGGAGGAUUCGGCUUGCAAUUUCUUUGUCCUCCAGCCAGAUGGGAUAUGUAACCUAUCAGUGGAUGCACAGGUUUUGGCUCGAGCAGUAUCUGCGGAUUACAUAACUGGUUUUAAAGACACAUGUGGUCAAGGAAGCACUUGA